AUGCAAAGGGCACUGGAGGCUAGUGGCUUAAAUGCAGGCUCGCCGGUAGGGAGUCUUUCGCCAGAUGCAGCUGGCAUUCUUGCGGGCCUUCAGGCGCUGCUUACUCAGCAGAGGUCGGCUGAGAAUGGUGGGGAGGAUCGAGCUGAGCAGGUGAAGCAUUCGUGGUCGGAGCUUCCAAAACUUCCAGAGCUAGGGCCGGAGUCUUCACUGGCGUUUUCUGACUGGUUGCACAUGAUAGCCCCGCUAGUCGAGGACAUGACGGCCACUAGUGCAGAAUACUGGGCCCUGCUCAAAGCCGAAACCGAGGAAUGGUACCGCACGUACUUAAUCUCGGACCCGAUGACCCGCCUCCACUUGCAUCCCUCCCCCAGCCAUGCCUUGCAGGCCGUAAGGUGGAGUCGACUCAGCAAGAGGCUUGAGGCCUUGUUGAUGACAGCAGCUCCUAGACCGGUCAGAGAGGAAUUGGUCCAAGGGCGGGUGAAGACCCCGCUCAGCUUGAUGUGCCGUCUUCACGUCCUGUAUGCGCCAGGCGGCAUCCAAGAGCGGGAGCAUGCAAUCCGCAACCUGCAGCACCCAAUCGCGGCUACGAACCCUCAGUCCGCCUUGGAGGCCCUCAGGCAGUGGCGGAGGUGGCUGCUACGCACUCAAAGUCUCGGUGGGACCGUUCCGGAUCCAGUUAUCCUUGUGAAGUCCCUCUUGACCAUCGUAAGGUCGGUGCUCGAGGCCAACUCCGAGGUUCAAUUUCGGGUAGGUCUGGUAAAGGCGGCCUUGAAGGCCGACACAGCUCCGAACCUUGAGGUGGUUCACCAGCUGUAUGCAGCACUCCUCUCUGAGGUGGAAGCGCUGGCCCGGACCCAGACCUUGAAGACUAAGGCCCAAGCCACAGCUGCGGCAGUGUCUGCCCAGGAGUCUCAGGCUCCUCCAAGGUUGCCAAUUCCCGCAGGUGGAAAGGGAGCCGGGAAGUCUGAUGCUUCCCCUUCCAGGCCCAGCGACCAAGGUAUCCAGGUUCCCUCCGGGGCUUGCCGCUUCUUUGUUCAGGGCAAGGGGUGCAAUAGGGGGGAUAGCUGCCGAAAUGCUCACAACUGGCAGGACAUUCCCUCCAAGGAAAGGAAGUCACCAGAAGGCCUCGUGUCCUCAUGCAGCGGCGUCCGGAGGCUCUCCCUCCCCGAAGGGCCAGCCACCGAGGUUUCGGUGCCGAAGGCUCCAGUAGCGGCGCAGCCGGUUGCCCAGGGCACUCCCGUGACCAUUGCGACCCUGCAGGAUCAUUUGGAUGCCAUCCGCCAGGCCAUUCCCGGUGCAGCCCAGACUGAUCAAAGGCCUUCCAUCAAUGCAAUCACUUCCAAUGGCCUCCCGCAGGAAGCCUCCUCAGAAGACGAGUGUGAUGACUUUCAAGGGCCCACCGGUCUUCUUGACUCUGGGGCGACCCACGCAGUGAGAACGAGGGGGAACCAGGACUCAGACCUUGCCCCCACUGACGUCAUUCUUGCAGGUGGUUCCACCCAGGCCCUCUUUCAGAACCGUGCGGGGACGCAUCCGACCUUCGGAAAGUUGCGAGUGAAGAUUCGGCAAGGGUGCCCGGUUGUUACCGAGGCCAGGGCACUUCAGUUGAUACAACAACUGGAGGAUGAGAGGAAACGCAGAGCACUGGAGGGUGCAGAGGCGGAUCUGGCAACGCAGCUGUCCUGGUUGUGGGCAGUGACUUCUUCGGCCCGAGGCUACACCAUACCGAUAGCCGUCCACUCUGCAAGGGGCCGUGCCUUCAGCAAGGAGACCUGGCAAAGAUUUCUUAAGUGGGCUAAACUCAGGGAGCAUCAGGUCCUUGAGGACGCCGUGGUAGCCACAAACUGCCGGGAAGGUUCUCUAAAGGAAGCAAGAUCCCAGAAGGAGCUGCGCAUGGCCCAAUUAGAGGUCUUCAUUUCACCCAGCCCUCAGCAUGCUUCGGAGGAGGACCUGAAGCGGAUAGAUGCCGCUUUGAGCAAGGUGCUGGGUGGAGGUCAGUCCCGGGAGGAAGGUGGUGAAGCUCCACCUCAGGCCGCAGCCUUGGCGACGGAGGAGGAGAUGCGUCGGCACGUGGAGCUCUUUCCGGAAGAUCCCCUGGAGGAGCUGGCCAGGAACCUUCCAGAGGAGGAGGAGGAGCCAAGCUCUAAGCUGGAUCAGGUCUUAGAGGAACUCAAGGAGCCCGUCCCACAGGUGACUCUAAGCGAGGCCCAUGACAAGAAGGGCAACGGUCUGGCUGAGCGGAUUGUAGGCUGGAGCAAGCAGCGGACGCGGUGCUUGCUCGAGAGCUCCAAGCUCCCCCAGCCCAUCCUUCCGGGAAACUUGAAGCCAUGGGAUCCCUGGGCUCAGGGUAGGUACCUCGGGCCCUCUCUGUCGGUGCCUGACGGGCAUUCAGUUCUAAAGGAGGAUGGCAACACUACCAUAGUGAAGAACCUCAGAGCCGAGCUUGUUGACCCGGAGGCCAGAUUGGCCGAAAUGCAACGUGAAAGGGAUUUGGCUGACGUCGCAAGUGACGCGGCCCCUUCUGAACCAGGUCUAGACCUUCAGCUUCCGGAGGUUCUUGAAGCCGAGGGCCCGCCGUCUUCAGAUCCCCCUCUUCCAAGGAGGGUGUCCAGCAAGAGGCCUCCUAGGAUAGCUGCUCUCCGAGAGCGUGAUCUUGGCGAAGAGGAGGAUGAGGAGGAAGAAGAUGAGGAGGAGGACGAUGAGGUCAGUGACACCGAAGCCACCAGUGAGAGGGCGACUCUGGGUGCUAUUUCCGAGGCCCAAGUGUCGUCUCUAGGCCAGGCGUCUUCAUCCAGCUCCUCAGGUUUCCCUUCGCACAUUGGUCCCGUGACGGACCCGACACUGGUGAGAGCCCUCGCCCGCCUAGGUCUGGAAGGCAAGGCAGUAGGACUGCACAACCUUGGGGUCCACGAGGUCGGGGAUUUGAAUUUCAUUUUCAGGGCCGACUUGGUAGAAGAGGGCUGGACCGAACACGAAGCGACUGUGUUCUUUCAUGAGUGUGGGCUCAUAGCCCCCCAGCAGAGGCCCGACAAUCCACGCAAGGCAUCUCAGGUUGAAGGUGGCGUUCGCCCCGUGGGCCCAACAGGCGAGGCUAUGACGCUAGGGGCCAUUGCAAGGGCAAGAGCACGAGCCAGGGAAGGCGGGGCUCCAGGGGGCCCAGAAGCUCCAUCUGAGCAUGGUGCAACAGCGGGGUCAAGUGAACCUCCGGACCCGCCGUAUAAUCCCCGUGUUACGAGAGCCAUCCUCGAGCAGCUCCCAGCAGCCUUCUAUGAUGAGGUCACGGUGAAUGGGCCUAUUUCAAGGGACCUUCUUUCUCGUGUGGAGGAGGCGGCCCAUGACGCGGAUCUGACGUGCCUUCCGCGGGAUGAGACUUACGCCGACAAUAGGUUUCAAGGUGUUCUACGCACGUUCAAGUGCAACCCCAAUGGGGUAACCCCCAUCGUAGGCCGUCUUAUGUUGAGGAAGGUGGCAAGAUGGAGGAAGGACACGUUUGGGUUUGUCCCAUUGUGUGAGGAGCCAGGUACCCCACCGGACCUGGAACAAGAGGCGACCGUCAUGCUCCAGGAUGAAGGAGGUGUGCCGCUACGCGAGGCUGAGCGCCUCGUGAGGUAUCUUCCCUUUGAGGAUCCUCACCCCGCCAUAGGCAAAGGAAACCAGGAGGAGACCACUGGAGGCAAGGCCUUUUACUCUGGUGCAAUGUGUCGUGGCGGUAUCUCCGCACUCCGCCACAGCUGCCGAGUGAACCCGCAGGUCGUCAGGUGCCUCACCAGCAUCCUCCGGAGGGCCUUUCCCGGAGCUGUGUUUAGCUCUCUGGCGGUGUUUGAAGAUACCAAGGCUGAGCCCCACCGGGACGCCAGGAAUGAAGACCAGCCGCUUGAUGCUAAGCUCCGCCUUCACUCCACGGAGCCGUGGUCCGGGUCUCGGGUCCUACUCACCGGCUACACAGUGGAUUCGGCCAAGCAGGGAUACCCCAUCCAGCUAUGCAAGGUUGAGGCCAAUCCCAUCCCAAUCCCUAGGGCCCUGACCGAAGGGAGCGAUGGAGCGCAGCUGUUGAAGGAUACGGGCCCUACCGAGGAGCCUCAGGGAUACGAGCGGACAAGGUCCCUGAUUGGGCAAGUUCUUGAGCUGAAUGGAGCCGAGUUCGGAAUCCGGGAUUACCGGAUAGGAGCCUACCUGGGCGACCAGUUCUUCAUGGUGUCCUGCCAUGUCGAACCUACCAACAACGAGCCCUCCGUAGCAGACCUCGAACGCUACUCCAAUGUCUUCCAUUAUGCCGACCACAGGCACCGAGCGUGCUACGAGGGAGAGCUUUCCGAAUGGACAAGCGUCAAUAGGCCUCCUCCCGAGUUGCACAAGGUAGAGGUGUUCACUCCAGAUGUCGAGGCCAAGCUCAAGGCCUUGGGGGAUAACCCCUUGGAAACCACGUACACGGUUUCGCCUGCCGAGGCUAGGUUGCAUGCCGAGGAGUGGAGGACUGCCUUGUCGGAUGAGAUUGAGUCCCUUCUCUCAAAGGGCGCGAUUCGGAAGGUGACAGGCAAGGAGGCUUCUGAGUUGCAGAGGGAUCCACGGAGCACUCUUCUCCAUGCAAAAGGGGUCUACACCGUCAAGCCAGGCAAACACCACAGUGAUGGAAGGCCCCGCCAGCCCUUCCGACGGAAGGCACGACUGGUUGCCUGCGGGAAUGAGUCGGCCUACACUGACACGGCCGAUCUUUACGCAGCAGGCGUGGCAGGCGAUAUCCUGCGAGCGUCUCUCCUCCUUGCAGGAAGGGAGAAAUGGAAGGCCUACGGCACUGACGUGCACACAGCCUUCCUUCUGGCUCCGCUGGGCACUUCUCGACGGUACCUCCUACGGCCCCCGGCCAUCCUUCGGUCCCUAGGCCUGGUGCAAGAAACGGAAGUUUGGGAGGUGGGAAAGGCCAUCUACGGCCUUCGUGAAUCACCACGUUGGUGGACGGAGUACAGAGAUGAGUGUCUUCGGAAGCUUAGGUUCCAGGCUCCCAACCCCGAGACCGGAGAGCUGGAAGAGCACUGGCUUGAGCAAGGUGCCACUGAGGGCAACAUCUUUAAGAUCCGAGGCCCCGGGAAUGAGUUGAGGGGACUGCUUGUAUGUUAUGUUGACGAUUUCCUCAUGCUGUCAAGUGGAGGGAUAGCAGCCUCACUUCACGCAGCCCUCAGCUCCCAACUCAAGUGGGAACUUGACGAUCUACAGGAGGCCACUGCGGAGGCUCCUCUCAAGUUCCUAGGGGUAGGAAUAAGUCCUUUGAAGGAGGGUGAUGGUUUCGCUCUGGACCAAAGGGCCUACCUCGACGAGAUGCUGUCCAGGAACGAGUUUUCCGGUCGGAGCAGCAGCGUCGUUUGCCCCAAGGAGAUGCUGGAGGAAGGCGAGCCCGAAGACCCCGAGAAGGGGGGCUUUCAGCACCGGCUGAAACAGGCGCAAAAGGCGACGGGCGAACUCCUCUGGCUGGCUCAGAAAAGCAGGCCUGACUUGGGAUUCAUCGUGCAGUAUAUGUCGACGCAAACCACACGCCGACCGAUGCACACCAUAAGGAUCGCUGAGAGAGUCUGCCGCUACCUUCAAGGGACGCGAGACACGAUCCUGGAACUUCGGGCGUCCUCCAAUGACGCAGUGGAGAUCUACACUGAUGCUUCUUUCGCUCCAAAUGGGGGGCACAGCCAAGGAGGAGUUGUCAUCAAAUUCUUAGGUGGAACGGUGAUGUGGAAAGCUUCCAAGCUCCCGCUGAUCGCGAUCUCUUCUGCUGAAGCAGAGCUACAGGCUCUCAGUGAAGGAGCCGUCUACGGACAGUCUCUUCAGGCCGCCCUGCGAGACGUCUCCGACGAGGAACACCCGCUGACACUCAGGUUCAACAAGGAGGCGGUUAAGGUGCAAAGCUUGAAGGUCUCUGAGACCUCCUGCGCCGAAGCGCUGAGCAAGUGGCUCACGACCUUUAUUGCCUUCGCCCAG
Molecule: messenger RNA, 5964 nt
Organism: Symbiodinium sp. CCMP2456
Lineage: Eukaryota; Dinophyceae; Suessiales; Symbiodiniaceae
Source: the annotation of a GenBank genome assembly